AUGCGAGCGAUUCCAAUUAUCUCCCCCGAGGACACCACGAAUUGCAAGGUGCUGGAGGUAGCAGGCGAUGGUCAUUGCGCUCUGCACGGCAUCUACAGGCUGCUGCACCCCGAGCGAGAUAGCGUCUUCGGUGCACUAGCAAGCGAGAUAACACAGACCCGCAAAGAUGUCGGCCUGGAAAUGAUAACUGCUGUUUUCUCUGAGGACUACGAGCAGCUAGUGGACAAGACGGUGUCUGACGAGGAAAUGCUGAGACUUGGCAAGCUCGACUACGAGAGGGGUUUCUACCGAAAGCGCACCCCCUCCGCCGGCCGAGCUGCAAGAGCUGUAGGACACAAACCACUCAAGACUGUGCGAGAGGUGGUGGCGGGCAUCGAGGAUCAACUGGAGCACGAUUACUUGGCGAUAGGUCAGCUGGCGUUAGUAGCUGCGGUGAAACGUUGCAAUAUCGUGGUCUGGGAAGCAAAAACUGGAGGUGGGCUUCGAAUCGUGGAAAUGGGCGACACCACGGGCUGUUUCGUUGGCGAUCUUUAUCAGGAUGAGUUCUGCACCUGGUUGCGCAACCCAAGCAGCAGCAACGUGGCGGAAACAACAUUCAACCACUUUAGCGCCAUCUUUAUCCCACAAGAAUCCGUCCCAUGGGCAAAGCCAUACAUGCUACAACGGGGAUCCUCUGGUCGAUCUGUGUUUGGGCACGAGAAGCCUCCAGACAAUUUUUGCCCGUGCCCAACCACAUCGGACGAGCGUCCGAUGAAACAUCAGGGCUCUCCCGUGCCGAUCGACGUGGAUGACGAGACCGAGACAAGCAGCAGCGUGCGAUCGCGACCUUCUGCUGGAGGUGCCGGGCCCGUCAAAACGGCGUCACCCAGGGAUGUACCGGAGAGGAAGGCGACGCCGCCUGGGAAAGCGGUGACGAAGCCCGCGGUAGUUCCUUUCGCGAGCGGCAUGUCGGUAACGACCAGGUCGAAGGAGAAGCCCAUGCCGAAGGAGAAACCACUCGAGCUCUACAGCAGCAAGCCCUGUGGGGCCGAAGCGAAAUCUCCCUGCGGGGGUGAUGACGAAGCGGAGUACGAACAGGAGCCUGAGGGGGACGACGACAUGAGUGACGGCGGUAGUGAGGGCGAGUUUCCGGGGGACGCAGCAGACUACGACCAGGAUGUGUUCGUGAGUGGCAAGAGCCCUCAGCAGGUCAAGGCGAUGGUGGACAAGAUACAGGAGGCCUGGGGAAAGGAGGCACUGACUUUCAUCUUUGGGUUGGCGCAAAACACCAAGCAACUCGUGCAAGACCGCAACGUAAGGAUGGGCGCAUUUUUUUUUCGGUGA
Molecule: messenger RNA, 1323 nt
Organism: Ectocarpus sp. CCAP 1310/34
Lineage: Eukaryota; Phaeophyceae; Ectocarpales; Ectocarpaceae
Source: the annotation of a GenBank genome assembly